UAGAGAACCCAGCCUCUGGUGCAUCCUGGGUAAUAAUAAAUAUGGUUCCAGGCGGUAGCGUGUGAGCCGCAAGAAGGUUUAAACUGAACAAUAAAAUAUUAAUAGAAAAGUCAUAUUGUACCUUUUAGACUCUUUUUUUUUAUCACCAUGGUGAAGUUAUCAGCGGAGCUUAUUGAGCAGGCGGCUCAGUAUACAAACCCGGUGCGAGACCGAGAGCUGGAUCUCAGAGGCUAUAAGAUUCCUGUUAUUGAAAAUCUGGGUGCCACUUUGGACCAGUUUGAUACCAUUGAUUUUUCCGACAACGAAAUCCGGAAACUCGAUGGCUUUCCCUUGUUGAAACGACUGAAAACCUUGCUGGUGAGCAACAACCGAGUGUGCCGCAUAGGGGAAGGUAUUGAACAGUCUCUGCCAGACUUGAGAGAAUUGGUUUUAACAAACAACAGCAUUCAAGAACUGGGUGAUUUGGAUUCUCUUGCAUCUAUAAAGACCUUGACCUUGCUCAGUCUCUUAAGGAACCCUGUGACAAACAAGAAGCAUUACAGACUGUAUGUGAUCAACAAGGUCCCACAAAUCAGAGUGCUUGACUUUCAGAAAGUGAAAUUAAAGGAGCGUCAGGAGGCGGAGAAAAUGUUCAAAGGCAAACGGGGUGCACAGCUUGCUAAGGAUAUUGCCAAGAGAACAAAAACGUUCACCCCGGGAGCCGGUCUACAAGCUGAAAAGAAGAAAACCGGGCCUUCUCCAGCAGAUGUUGAAGCAAUUAAGAAUGCCAUUGCCAAUGCCACUUCUCUAGAUGAAGUGGAGAGGUUAAAGGGCAUGUUGCAGUCCGGUCAGAUUCCUGGCAGAGAGCGGAAAACAGGACCAGAGGAUGGACCUGAAGAGGAGGAAAUGGAGGAAGACACACCGAUGAAUGGAUUAUAAUUUUUAAUUUUUUUAUUAAAUGAUUAUUGUGUUUUGUUGAUGGAGAAGGCCAACUGUAGAUAAUGCUGUGCUAUCCUGGUAAUGUGGGUAGAUAUUUUCUGUUUUAAGGCUGUCGGGUGAAUCUGUUUCAAGUGAUUGAGAACACUUAAGUACAUUAAACUUUUUUUUCUAAA
Messenger RNA from Acipenser ruthenus (sterlet), 1091 nucleotides. RefSeq names its product U2 small nuclear ribonucleoprotein A'-like. Gene Ontology annotation, cellular component: U2 snRNP. Gene Ontology annotation, molecular function: protein binding; U2 snRNA binding. The transcript is spliced from 9 exons. Lineage: Eukaryota; Metazoa; Chordata; Actinopteri; Acipenseriformes; Acipenseridae. The record is from RefSeq and is a predicted model, not a curated record. Gene Ontology annotation, biological process: mRNA splicing, via spliceosome. The coding region runs from base 148 to 918 and encodes 256 amino acids.